This is a messenger RNA of Chelmon rostratus (copperband butterflyfish), 5962 nucleotides long. RefSeq names its product von Willebrand factor D and EGF domains-like (gene vwde). The record is from RefSeq and is a predicted model, not a curated record. Gene Ontology annotation, molecular function: calcium ion binding. Bases 211 to 5292 code for a protein of 1693 amino acids. NCBI's taxonomy places the organism in Eukaryota, Metazoa, Chordata, Actinopteri, Chaetodontiformes, Chaetodontidae. The transcript has 31 exons.
AGGUGAUGGAGCGAGAAACAACAGUGAGGAAGACAAAGAGUUCUCCCUCCAGAGUGUGCGCCGGGUGGCCACUCCAUCCUCCAGAACCCCUACCGCAGCACCACCUUCAGCUCCAGCUGGCUGCAGCAGUCGUCCCUGCAGGACUUCAUCUGCGACCACUCCCUCACUCCAGGCUGGUACCAGUUUCAGAUUUUUGACAAGCCGGCGAGCAUGCCCACCCAGUGUGUGGAGGUGAACCAUUGUGGGACUCAGGCUCCCGUGUGGCUGUCUCUGGGUGAGGACGAGUCCCUGCCGGGGCCCCUGGAGGUCAGGCAGCUGACGGCCUGCGCUGCCUGGCAGUUCUUCCCGAGCAGCAGCAAAGACUGCUGCAUGUUCCGCAUCCCGAUCACCGUCCGCAACUGUGGAGACUUCUAUGUGUACCUGCUCCAGCCUACGCAGGGGUGCAUGGGAUACUGCGCACAGGAGAUGUCGGACACUUCGCCCGCGCCGUCACUGACCUGCGGCCCUGACGAGGUGAACGUCGAUGGAACAUGUAAAACAAAGCAGCCUCCCACUCCAUCUGUACCAGUGAUUGUCUCAGAGGUGAAGGGAAACAGCGUCUACCUGAAGUGCAGCUUUGGCAGCAGCUCCAACAGCUCAUUGGGUUAUGUGGUGGCCUGGUCCCGCCUCUCACCUGAGGGCAGGAAAGAGGAGCUCAAACAGGAGACCACCAUCCAGACCUCCGCCUUUAUCGAGCUGGACGGCUUCAACCUCCGUCUGGGGGACAAGAUUUACUGCUCCAGCUCCAGUUUCUUCUUGGACUCGCCUGACGUCCGCGGUGCUUCAGUGGAGAGUCAGGAGUUCUUUGCAGGGAUUAGGCUUCGGCCGGAGGAGAGCAGCGUAUUUGAGGAUGGGCGGCUGUAUGAGUUGGUGGUUGAGAGCACAGUUCCUGUCCCGUGUCUGGAAGAGUCCUCCACCUCGACAGACCAGUGCGCUCUGUCUCUGCAGCUCAGCACAGGCAGUAAAGAUGAGGCUUUUCUGGGUGCAGAUCUGUCUCUGUCCUCCUGUGUGGUGCAUCUGUCCCGGGGCCCCUGUAGGGACGAAGUCUGCAGUCGAGCUCUGAUCCACUUCAGUCCAGUCACCGACUUUGUGAAAGAUGGCAACAGGACAACUCAGAUCUCUGUUAAAUCCAUCGUCACACAGAAUUUUCUCUGGAACGGAUACUCACCAGAGCCUGUUGAGUUAACAGUGAAGGAUGUGCCCUCAGCCUACUGCUACUCCUUCACUGAUCCUCAUAUUAUCACAUUUGAUGGCAGGAGCUAUGAGAACUACCAAAUAGGGACCUUUGUUCUCUAUAGGAGCAGUUUCUGGCCGUUUGAGGUCCAUGUUCGUCAGUGGGAGUGCGGCAGUGUGGUUCAGGCUGCCGCGUGUGUGUGCGGCUUUGUGGUGAGGGACGGCGGUGAUGUUAUCGCUUUUGACAUGUGCAGCGGAGAAAUGGGUGAAACCAAGCCUCACCUGUCCGUGAAGAACAGAGACUUGAGCAAGAGCGCCAUUCGCAUCACAGAGUCCUACCAGGGACGCAAAGUCACGAUGACCUUCUCGUCGGGGGCGUUUGUUCGUGCAGAUGUGUCUGACUGGGGAAUGAGUCUGACGCUGAGAGCUCCCAGUUCAGACCGGAGCCACACUGAGGGCCUGUGUGGGACCUAUGACGGACAGCCAGAUAACGACUUCCACUCAGCAGGGGGCGCCACACUGGAGGAUCAGCACGCUUUUAUCUCUGAAUGGAGACUCCCUCCAGGCAGCAGCCUGUUUGACACCGUGCCAUCUCAUCUGAGUACACUGAGCCCCCGCAAGUACUGUAACUGUCAGGCAGAGCCCCAGCUCACAUCUCCCAGAGCCCGAUCUCAGCCAGCCACCUCUCCUGACUCCACCUGCUCUCAUUAUGGCAACGUGCGCCUCCUCGGUGUCAUCCCCACUCUGGACGUCACAGCUGAGUACAUCAGCUCAGUGGAACUACUGAGAGGUGACGGACAUGAAAGACAGCUGCUGCCUCCAGGCCGAUCCAACCAAAACACCCCGGAUCGAGGUGAAAGAGGCUUCCCCUCGAGAGCCUCCAGAGAUGGAGCUUCAUCUCAACACCAGAGACACAGAGGCAGGCAGCAGACCCAUCGUUACGUUUCUAAUCCUCUGCACCAAAGCCUGAGCCAGUCUGAUCUGGAGGGCUUCACCUACUUUUUCCCAGAGGACCAUGAAGCAACACUUCAACCAGAUGUUUCCCCAAUAUGGCCCACACCUUCUGGACUGACGGAGCUGCAGGCCAGGACUCAGUGCCAGCAGACUGUGGCUAACUCCAGCAUAGCAUUAGGUUGCGGGCGCCUGUUAGAAGAGUCAAUUAUUAGCCAUGUGGUGGCUAUGUGUGUUACCGACCUACAGCUGAAGGAUGAACUGUCAUGGCUGAAUGCAACAUUACCACUGCUGGAAAAUGAAUGUGAGAGGAGGCUGGUGGAGGAGAGGAGGAGAGAAGAAGAGUACCAGGAUGCUCUGGCUGUUCUCAGGUGUCCCAGUCUCUGCAACUGGAACGGCCAGUGCUCAGAGUGGGGUUGUGUCUGCUUCCCAGGAUUUGGGUCCUAUGACUGCAGUCUGCUGUCUGACCAGAUCCCAGAGAUCACUGAGCUGGAGAAGGAGGGUCUGUGUGACGUGCGACAGGGAGACUGCUCCACCAUCCAGGUCUACGGUCAAGGCUUCAAGGACUCCUACGAGCUCAAGUGUGAGUUUGUUAAAGAAAAGUUUGUGGAAGGGGACUGGGUUCUGGACGAGCCCCAGUUUGUCCUGGCCAUCUUUCUGGAUGUGACGGCUCUGGAGUGCCAGCUCCCCCUGGAGGACAGCUGGGCUCCUGCAGGCCUGGAAAGUGUGACAAACAGACCGCUGGCCCGCUGGCAGAUCAAAGUAUCCAAUGAUGGCUACAGCUACAGCAACGCCAAGAUACUGACUCUGUAUGAUGGAGCCUGCCAGAUCUGCAGCCUCAACACUGAAGUCCUCUGUACCCUGAGGGAGAAAACCUGCAACAUUGAAGGCUCAUGUUACAGCGAGGGGGAGUCCAAUCCCAGCAGCCCUUGCCUGACGUGUCGCCCGGACUCGUCCAAACACACGUGGUCCAUAGCAGAGAAGAAUCAGCCUCCGGUGCUCCAGUCGAUGCCGUAUCAUAUGCGGUCCUUCCAGGGAGAGAAUUUCAUCUACCAGCUACAAGCUCGGGACCCUGAGGGCUCGCCGGUGGUCUUCACCCUGGAAUCAGGUCCUGAAGGUGCAUCUCUGUCUCCGGCCGGCCUGCUGAUGUGGAAGGCCACGGCUGAAACUACAGACACACACACUUUCCGUUUUACUGUGGCUGACGACUGUAACGCUGAGACCAGAGCCUCCACACAGGUGACUGUGCUCUCCUGUGAGUGUCUGAAUGGAGCUUCCUGUGUGACCAACGUCAACCUCCCUGCCGGCAGCGGCGAGUACCAGUGUCUGUGCCUCGAGGGAUUUAAAGGUGAAAGGUGUGAGGUGGACAUUGAUGACUGUAAACCGAACCCCUGCAGACUGGGCCGCUGUAUUGACGGCCCCAACUCCUUCUCCUGUGUCUGCCCACCAGGAAUGACAGGCCGAACAUGUAGAGAAGAUAUAGACGAGUGUGUCUCUCAGCCUUGUUUCCCUGGAGUUGGCUGUAACAACACACUGGGCUCCUUCAUCUGUGGAGUUUGUCCACAAGGAUACAGCGGUGAAGGGAAAAACUGUGCACGUGACGACGACUCUCCGGUCCAAGAAGCAGUGACCACACCAGCGAGGGUACCGCAGGUUUCCUUGAGGCCCAAACCCUCAGGCCCGUCGCCGUGCUCCAGGCGGCCGUGUCACCCGGGGGUCCAGUGCUUUGAGAGCAUCCACGUCUCAGUGGGCUUCGUCUGUGGACCCUGUCCUCCUGGUCUUCAUGGAAACGGCCGAACGUGCACAACAACAGGUCAGGGGACAGUCGCCGGCGGAGCAGAUGGUCAUAUUAACAUCAUCAAAUCAAAUUCCAGCAAGGAAAUUACGCCCACCUCCUCCUCUUCAUCGUCUUCCACCUCACCCAGACGACCCCCUAACAGGAGGACGAGACCAGAAGACACCAUCUCCAGUAUCAGGAGAGUUUCCUCCACUGACAGAAAGACCACAGCAGCGCCACAGAAUCAAACCGCCACCAGAGUGUUCGCUCCUGCUGUCCACAGACCUCCACCCAGCGGGGUGGAGCUUCAACCCGACCUCACCACCAGGGUCAAAUGGGGGUCACCAUCUCACCAUGUGACCUGUGCUGACUCUCCCUGCUUCGCCGGUGUUCCCUGUGAGCCCACCAUCACCGGGUUCAGGUGUGGACGCUGCCCGUACGGGUACACUGGAGAUGGAGUCGCGUGUAAAGCUGUGUGCAGGUAUCAGUGUGGGAGGAACAUGGAGUGCACGCUGCCAAACACCUGCACCUGUAAGGAAGGCUACACCGGGUACAGCUGUCACAUCGCUGUUUGUCGACCUGACUGCAAGAACCAGGGGAAGUGUGUGAAACCCAAUGUGUGUGAAUGUCCUGCAGGCUACAGUGGGCCCACCUGUGAGGAAGCGAGCUGCGAGCCGCCUUGUCAACAUGGAGGCACCUGCCUGGCCAGAAACCUGUGUACCUGCCCCUACGGCUACGUGGGACCCAGAUGUGAAAUCAUGGUGUGUAACAGGCACUGUGAAAAUGGGGGAGAAUGUGUUUCUCCUGAUGUCUGUGAAUGCAAGCCUGGCUGGUACGGACCAACAUGUAACUCAGCUCUGUGUAACCCAGUCUGUCUGAAUGGAGGAACCUGCAUUAAGCCCAACAUCUGUGCCUGUCCCAGCGGCUUCUACGGCUCUCAGUGUCAGAUCGCCGUAUGCAGUCCUCCUUGUAAGAAUGGAGGUCAGUGUAUGAGGAACAACGUGUGCUCCUGCCCUGAAGGCUACACAGGAAAAAGGUGUCAAAAGAGUGUAUGUGAGCCAACCUGCAUGAACAAAGGCAAGUGUGUGGGACCCAACACAUGCUCCUGUGCAUCAGGAUGGAGAGGGAAGAGGUGCAGCAUACCUGUCUGUCUGCAAAAGUGUAAAAAUGGCGGCGAGUGUUUGGGACCAAACACCUGCCACUGUCCCACGGGCUGGGAAGGUCUCCAGUGUCAAACACCGGUCUGUAGGCAGCGGUGCUUGAACGGAGGAAGGUGUGUCCUUCCUGACUAUUGUUACUGUCGGAAAGGCUACAAGGGCCUCACCUGCGCAAUAAAGGCAUCACAAGCAUGAUGGAAAUGAGGAUGAAAGAAGCUACAAAAUGCACAAAGCAAGAAGAGAGCAGCCUGAGUUAUUGUGUGUGUGCGUGUGUGUGUGCGUGUGUGUGUGUUGGUGGAUAUGUGCUUGAAUAUGUGGCUCUGUGCACAUUUGAAGGCUAACAGCAGGACGUGAUGUGUUGCACUUGUCUCUGCGUCCCUGCGUAUUACUACCUCAAGGCUCCGAGUGACACACACCUGUUAAAUGCAUCAGCAGCGCAGACAGAGACUUUAUUCAGAUAUGUGAAUGUAAGGAUGAGGAGUAGGAAAGGACGAAUCGGUUUGAAUGAUGAUUCGUUCAUCAGCUGCAGCAAGCUUUUAGUUUUAGGCCUUUCAUAAUUUAGCCGAAUUAUAGCCUGAUUAAACUUCACACUGAUGUGCACUGUUUGUUUCUUCAUUAUGAGAAAAAUAAAUACAAGUAUACUUUAUUACUUAUGCGUAAUUUAGAUGGUAUGCAUCAGUAACUUGAAGACAGUCAUAUGAAUAUGUUGUGAUUUUACAGAAAUUGCAUUUGUUUGUUUUUCUUUAUUGCUUUCAACUGUUUUAUUGGCCCUGAUUCUCAACAUUUGUCUUAAAGUAAUGACCACCUGUUGGAGUUCAUAUAGGGUUUGUUUCUACACAAAAUCUCUGUCAAGACCAGAUAACAC